CUUUUUUUCUCUCCUCCUCCACGGUCGAUUAGACAGAGACAAUAAGCCAAUUUCAAAUUGCGAAUAUGUCUAUGAUCACGGCGACUACAUGGGUGCCGCGGGGUUUUGCGGCACCUUUCCCGACGAAAUAUGUAUUCGACGAGGGAGAAUAUGAGCGCAUCGCGCAGUUGGCAAAGCUGCAGCUCGACGACGCAAAGGAGGAGCUCGAAGAGGCAAAGGAAGACAAGAAGUCGAAGGGCAAAUCGAGUGGUGUUUCCGGUGGUUCAUCUAAAGAGAAAGACACAGAAGAAAUCGAUGACGACCUGAAAGAGUACGAUUUGGAGCACUACGACGAUGACGAUGAGGGCGGUGACACCAUGGCCAUGUUCGGAAACGUCAAGAACCUGAUCUACCACGACGGCAACGACGAAGACGACGACGGUUACAUCGCCAUGGAUGGGCCGGAUGCUCAGGAAGAGGAGGACGAGGAAGAGCGCGAGGAGCUUCAGAUUCUGGCAACGGACAACCUGGUGCUAGCCGGACGGAUAGAAGACGAAGUGGCACACUUGGAGGUAUACGUCUACGAAGACGAGGCGGACAAUCUCUACGUUCAUCACGACAUCAUGCUUCCAGCCAUUCCCCUCGCCGUGGAGUGGCUAGACGUACCCGUCGGAAAGACGAGCGGGGACAGCGAUGCGAGAGGCAACUUCGUGGCCGUCGGCACAAUGGACCCAGACAUUGAGAUCUGGAACCUGGACGUCGUGGACAGCAUGUAUCCGGACGCGGUGCUGGGUCAGGGCGCCGAGGACGCCGAGGACGCCGAGAAGAAGAAAAAGAAGAAGAAGAAGUCGAAGAAGGUCAACGACAACUUCCACGUCGACGCCGUGCUCUCCCUCGCCUCCAACCGCCACCACCGAAACCUCCUCGCCUCCGCAUCCGCAGACCAGACCAUCAAGCUCUGGGACCUCAACACCACCAAGUGCGCCAAAUCCUACGCAUACCACACAGACAAGGUCUCUUCCGUUGCCUGGAACCCAGUCGAGUCGACCGUCCUCCUCAGCGGCAGCUACGACAGGACGGUCGUCGCCGCCGACAUGCGAGCUCCCGAUGCGAAGGCACCUCGCUGGGGCGUCGAGAGCGACAUCGAAGCCAUCCGAUGGGAUCCCCACGACUCAAACUACUUCUACGUCUCAACCGAAAACGGCAUAAUCCACUACCACGACGCGCGCAACGCGCCCUCGACCCCCUCUUCAACCAAACCCGUCUGGAUCCUGCAAGCCCACGACGAGUCCAUCUCGUCCUUCGACAUCAACCCCGUGAUCCCAGGCUUCAUCGCGACCGGCUCGACCGACAAGCAGACGAAGCUGUGGAACGUGCAGGCGAGCGGGCCCAGCAUGGUGGUGUCGCGGGACCUGGGCGUGGGGAAGGUGUUCUCGACGACGUUCGCGCCGGACAAGGAGGUCGGGUUCAGGCUUGCGGUCGCGGGCAGCAAGGGCGCAGUGCAGAUUUGGGAUACGAGUACGAAUGCGGCGGUGCGCGCGGCGUUCGCGAGUAAGGUGCCGAAGAUGAAGGAGGGUGCGAAGGAGAGGCUCGUCGGGCUCGAGGAGGAGGAUACGGACUCGGAUUCUGAGGAGGGGGAGGAGGAUGAGGAGGAGGCGGCGAGGGAUCACGAUGGGUGGGAGUCUAUGGAGGAGUAAUGGACACGGAAAGGCACGAAAAUUGAAUUUGAAGAAAGGCGAAGGAGGGAUCAAAUGACGAACAAAAAGAAAACGCAACCCCCGAGUCUUUUGGGUCGUUGGUGUUUUUCGUUUUGAAUAGAAGAUAACACAUGAGACACAAAAAAGAAUCC
Messenger RNA from Aaosphaeria arxii CBS 175.79, 1828 nucleotides. Its product is annotated as periodic tryptophan protein-like protein. The transcript has 3 exons. NCBI's taxonomy places the organism in Eukaryota, Fungi, Ascomycota, Dothideomycetes, Pleosporales. Gene Ontology annotation, cellular component: nucleus. The record is from RefSeq and is a predicted model, not a curated record. Gene Ontology annotation, molecular function: protein binding. Gene Ontology annotation, biological process: rRNA processing. Bases 66 to 1676 code for a protein of 536 amino acids.